Brassica oleracea var. oleracea is the source of this 1270-nucleotide messenger RNA. Its product is annotated as transcription factor BPE-like. The transcript has 6 exons. Gene Ontology annotation, biological process: regulation of DNA-templated transcription. Gene Ontology annotation, cellular component: nucleus. The record is from RefSeq and is a predicted model, not a curated record. The coding region runs from base 166 to 966 and encodes 266 amino acids. Lineage: Eukaryota; Viridiplantae; Streptophyta; Magnoliopsida; Brassicales; Brassicaceae. Gene Ontology annotation, molecular function: protein dimerization activity; DNA-binding transcription factor activity.
AAAACUUAUAAAGAAAAAGGAAAUCGCGAAAGAGAGGAAGAGAGGAAGAGACACAGUGCGCAUCAGACUCCACUGUCUAAGGAGAGAGAUCGCAUUCUCAAACAAAGUCACAUCAAGCUCUCUCUCUCUCUCUUGAAACCGUUAGCAGCUGAGUCAACUCGGUGUAUGGAUCCGGGCGGGAUGAUGAACGAGGCUGGGGCGUAUAACCUGGCGGAGAUCUGGCCGUAUCCUAUCAACGGCGGCGCGACUGUUAAUACCUCGAUGAGGAGCGGCGUCUCGUUCGGUGGACCUAACUUGGUCCAUCAGUUCUCCGACUCGAAUCUGAUUAGCAACACUAACUGCAACGAUCCGGCUCGUAUGAGCCACGCGCUCUCUCAGGCGGUGGUUGCCGGUAUCGCUGGUGCUAGGAAGCGGCGUGACGCGGCGGAGGAUAAUAAAGUCGUCUCCGGCAGCGACGGACAUGACGCGAAUGAUGGUGACAGUAAAAAGCAGAAGACAACGGGAUGCGAAGAUGAAGUUGAAACGGGAACAUUGGAUCAAAAGAAGCAGCUGUUGCCUGAACCUCCGAAAGAUUAUAUUCAUGUGCGAGCUAGAAGGGGACAGGCUACAGAUAGUCACAGUCUAGCUGAAAGAGCGAGGAGAGAAAAGAUCAGCGAGCGGAUGAAAAUCUUGCAAGAUCUUGUCCCUGGUUGUAACAAGGUUAUUGGAAAAGCGCUUGUUCUAGAUGAGAUAAUCAACUACAUACAAUCUCUGCAGCGUCAAGUUGAGUUUCUAUCGAUGAAACUCGAAGCAGUCAACUCAAGAAUGACUCCUGGAAUCGAGGUUUUCCCGCCAAAAGAGUUUGAUCAGCAAACGUUUGAGAAUCAGGGGAUGCAGUUCGGGGCACAAGCUACACGGGAAUACAGCAGAGGAGCGUCGCCGGAGUGGCUGCAUAUGCAGGUAGGAGGUGGUUUCGAAAGAUCAUAGUGAUAAGAAAGAAAGCUGGCUAAUAUUCACUAAAAUAAACUUCGAUCUCCAAUGUUUAGUUACGAAAAAAGAAGCAGCAGCAGCAUACGUAUAAACAUUUAUAAAAAUAUAUAUACAAGGUUUAUUGUUAUAGAUUCCUAGCUUAGACAUGAAGUAAAGCGGAGGGUAGAUUGUGGGAUACUUUCCUCUGUUGCUGUUUUAGAACAUGUUAAUAACUGUUUAAGCUUUCACUUGCUUUUUUUCUGUUUUAUGCUGUGUUGUAAUCUAUCCAAGGAAAGGUUUGGUUCUCAAAGAGCACUCUCUC